This is a messenger RNA of Henningerozyma blattae CBS 6284, 1131 nucleotides long. It is a transcript of the gene ARO2, whose product is annotated as bifunctional chorismate synthase/riboflavin reductase [NAD(P)H] ARO2. The transcript has a single exon. Gene Ontology annotation, cellular component: cytosol. The record is from RefSeq and is a predicted model, not a curated record. Bases 1 to 1131 code for a protein of 376 amino acids. NCBI's taxonomy places the organism in Eukaryota, Fungi, Ascomycota, Saccharomycetes, Saccharomycetales, Saccharomycetaceae. Gene Ontology annotation, molecular function: FMN binding; chorismate synthase activity. Gene Ontology annotation, biological process: aromatic amino acid biosynthetic process; chorismate biosynthetic process.
AUGUCUACUUUUGGUACGUUGUUCCGUGUCACUACAUAUGGUGAAUCUCAUUGUAAAUCUGUCGGUUGUAUAGUUGAUGGGGUACCACCUGGAUUAACUUUGGAUGAAUCUGAUAUUCAACCACAAUUGACUAGAAGAAGACCUGGUCAAUCAAAACUAUCCACACCAAGAAAUGAAAAAGAUAAAGUCGAGAUUCAAUCUGGUACAGAGUUUAAAAAGACUUUGGGUACACCUAUUUCCAUGAUUGUAAAGAAUGAAGAUCAAAGACCACAUGAUUAUUCAGAAAUGGAUGAUUAUCCAAGACCUUCUCAUGCUGAUUUCACCUAUAUGGAAAAAUAUCAUUUAAAGGCUUCCUCGGGUGGUGGUAGAGCUUCUGCUAGAGAAACAAUUGGUCGUGUCGCAGCUGGUGCCAUUGCUGAAAAAUUCUUACAACAAAUUUCCAAUGUGGAAAUUGUUGCCUUUGUAAGUCAAAUUGGUGAAGUUAAAAUGGAUAGAAAUCCAUUUGAUAAGAAUUUCCAUCACCUAUUAAAUACUAUAACAAGAGAUAAAGUUGAUGCUACAGGUCCAAUUAGAUGUCCAGAUAUUGAAAAAGCUCCAUUAAUGGUUAAAGAAAUUGAAAAAUAUAGAGGUCAAAUGGAUUCUAUUGGGGGUGUAGUUACAUGUGUAGUGAGAAAUGUACCAACUGGGUUAGGUGAACCAUGUUUUGAUAAGUUAGAAGCUAUGUUGGCACAUGCCAUGUUAUCUAUCCCAGCUUCCAAGGGGUUUGAAAUCGGAUCUGGGUUUGCAGGUGUGGAAAUCCCUGGUUCUAAACAUAAUGAUCCAUUUUUUUUCGAUAAGGAUUCUAAUAGAUUAAGAACUGUCACAAACAAUUCUGGUGGGAUCCAAGGUGGUAUCUCUAAUGGUGAAAACAUUUAUUUCUCAGUUCCAUUCAAAUCAGCAGCCACUAUUUCACAAGAACAACAUACUGCUACAUUUGAUGGUAAGGAUGGGGUCUUGGCUGCUAAAGGUAGACAUGACCCAUCUGUAACUCCAAGAGCUAUUCCAAUUGUGGAAGCUAUGACAGCUUUAGUCUUGGCAGAUGCCGUUUUAAUUCAAAAAUCAAGAGAAUUUGGUAUGAAUGUGGUUCAUUAG